AUGACAAAAGGUUCUAAACGUCAAAAUUAUGGGCCAUGUGUUGUAUGUGGCCUAAUUGACUCAAACGUAAAAUAUAGAAAAUUGAAUGUCGAGUCUCUUAGAAAGACAACAAACAGUCCAAAAUUUCAUCUAGUAACAACAAAACUUGAAGUUGGUCAACAACUUUGUCAAAAAGACUGGAAUCAACUGGUAAUUUACGAUAGAAAUGCCUACAGUCCUAAAAAAAAACAAAGCAAAACUCCUGACAAAUCAUCAAGUGAAAAUUAG
Molecule: messenger RNA, 267 nt
Organism: Entrophospora sp. SA101
Lineage: Eukaryota; Fungi; Glomeromycota; Glomeromycetes; Entrophosporales; Entrophosporaceae
Source: the annotation of a GenBank genome assembly